AAGAACUUUACAAUAUGACGGGGUCUGGGACCUGAAUUGACUGCAUAAGCAAAUCGGAAGGCCACGGUUCAUUAUGAGCCGUUUUUUUCUCAUUUGUAUAAAGUUGCCGAAGACAUUGUUUUCUUUUUGGAUUCGGAUUUUUUAUUUUAUUUUAUUUUCUUGCUGAAUGAUUCAAGCAGAAAGCCCUGAACCGCCGAUCGGCCAUUUACCAUCCUCUACUCAAUCGGGAACUUCCAGCGCAGCUGAAUCAACAAGUUUCCAAGCAACAAGUGGUGAUAUCCAUUUCUCAGGUCAAUCCGUGGGUGGUUCCGUAGAAGCAGGAAAAGAGAGAGAGGUUUAUCCCGCGAUGAGUUCUCAGUCCAACAAGCGAAAACUCGCUGAGAUUUUUCCAGACCGAGCUGUCUGGCCUCGCGUGGAGUCCGACCCUGGUGUCUUUACUCAAAUGUGUGGACAAUACUGUACAUCUGCAGUGACGGUGGAAGAACUGCAUACAACGGAAGUACAUGAAAUUUCGAGAUCGGGACCUAUUUAUGGCCUCAUAUUUUCCUACAAAUACUACGAAGACCCGUUGCCGGAGGAUAUCGAAAAAGACGAUGACGCAAAAGGGGACAUGUUUUUUUCUUGUCAGAUUACUCGCAAUGUGUCUGCUUCCUCUGCUUUGCUUCAUGUUCUUUUAAACAACACGAAUAUCGGUCUUGUUCCUGAAAUCCAAGACCUCAAAGAAUUUACAAGAGGCAUGGAUGCUAAGGUUGCUGGAGCGGCCAUUGCCAAUAGUCUAUUGAUUCGCAACACGCAUGACGCUGCAGCAGGUUUCCAAGCCCUUAUGGACCUUCAAACAGAGGCGUCCAAAAAGCCUACCAAAUCUCGAAAGACCAAGAAAAACGCCAAGAAAUGGGUGGAUGACGACUUUUACCAUUUCAUCAGCUAUAUUCCUUACAACGGCUUUGUCUGGGAGCUGGACAGUUUGAAGAGUCGGCCCAUUCGAUUAGCCUCCUAUUCCGGAUCCGACUGGGUGACGGCCGCUCUGCCUAUACUGCAACACCGUAUGGAGGAAUGUGUGGAACAUGAUAUCAUUUUCGAUCUUCUUGCUGUCACUCGCAGUCAUCGCUUAUAUUUUGAAACAGCCGUUGAUUAUGCUGGCAGACUCAAACAGACGAUAGAAGACCGAUUGAGUAAAGAGGAAACAGAAUGGCGUCAAAGAUAUCAGCAAAUUCGCGACCGAGGCUUUACUAUCAACGUUGAACCAGAUCAAGAUCUUACCGGCCUUGACCAGGAGCAGAUUUCCGCUGUUGCCAACUCCACGGCCGCGCGUGCAUCAGUGAUAGGCCUUUUACAGCAUUAUUCGGCGGUGGAGCAGUAUGAACAAAAUAUGUUGGAUCUUGACAGGUCAGAGAAAGAAAGAAUGCAGACUUACGAGACCGAAUGGACGAAACGAAGACAUAACUAUACUCUGGCCAUCAAUUCCAUUCUCACCGCGUUCCAUGAAAAGAACAUACUUCAGAAGUAUAUUUGAUAGUCUGACUGAAAUGAAACGCGAAUAUCACCUUUGUCUCUGUCAAGACGAUUCUGACUUUAGCAUGUGAACGUGCCAAUAAAUCG
This is a messenger RNA of Radiomyces spectabilis, 1599 nucleotides long. RefSeq names its product ubiquitin carboxyl-terminal hydrolase. The transcript has 9 exons. NCBI's taxonomy places the organism in Eukaryota, Fungi, Mucoromycota, Mucoromycetes, Mucorales, Radiomycetaceae. The record is from RefSeq and is a predicted model, not a curated record. Gene Ontology annotation, molecular function: cysteine-type deubiquitinase activity. Gene Ontology annotation, biological process: ubiquitin-dependent protein catabolic process; protein deubiquitination. Gene Ontology annotation, cellular component: cytoplasm. Bases 167 to 1513 code for a protein of 448 amino acids.